AUGUCUUCAAUGAACUCGUCUGCAUCCCAUCACACAGAGAGAGGAUGUUUCAAAAAUUCCCAAGUGCUCUCAUGGACCAUGGCUGGGGCCUCCAUCCUGUUUCUCAGUGUCUGUUUCAUCACCAGAUGUGUUGUAACCUAUCGCAGCUGUCUAAUGUACGAGCAGAGGAAGUUACAGUCACACGAAACAGUCAAGGAGCUGUCCUGCUCCAGUGCCACAUCAGGUUCAGUCAAGAACUGCUGUCCUUUGAACUGGAAACAUUUUCAAUCUAGUUGUUACUUUUUCUCCACGACCACCCUGACCUGGCCGUCAAGUUUAAAGAAUUGCUCAGAAAUGGGGGCUCACCUGGUGGUUAUCAACACACCGGAAGAGCAGGAAUUCCUUUUUCAUACAAAACCCGAGAAGAAAGAGUUUUAUAUUGGACUGACAGACCAGGUGGUGGAGGGUCAGUGGCAAUGGGUUGAUGACACACCUUUCACAGAGAACCUGAGUUUCUGGGAUGCUGGAGAGCCCAACAAUAUAGUUUAUGUGGAGGACUGUGUCACCAUAAGGGACUCUGGAAAUCCCAGGAAGAAUUGGAAUGAUAUACCGUGUUUUUACAGCAUGCCUUGGAUUUGUGAAAUUCCAGAAAUAAGUCCUUCGAACUAA
Peromyscus californicus insignis is the source of this 648-nucleotide messenger RNA. It is a transcript of the gene Clec4e, whose product is annotated as C-type lectin domain family 4 member E. The transcript is spliced from 6 exons. Bases 1 to 648 code for a protein of 215 amino acids. Lineage: Eukaryota; Metazoa; Chordata; Mammalia; Rodentia; Cricetidae. The record is from RefSeq and is a predicted model, not a curated record.